Messenger RNA from Lates calcarifer (barramundi perch), 1999 nucleotides. RefSeq names its product N-acetylglucosamine-1-phosphodiester alpha-N-acetylglucosaminidase. Lineage: Eukaryota; Metazoa; Chordata; Actinopteri; Centropomidae. Bases 123 to 1754 code for a protein of 543 amino acids. The record is from RefSeq and is a predicted model, not a curated record. The transcript has 13 exons.
AGAACCGACAGGCAGUCUGACGUCGACACAAAUGUACAACGUAUCUGUCUGAGACCCACACGCGGACACAUCACGUCAGUCCGCUUCGAACCCGGGCAGAGGGGACCCGAACCCCGGUAACCAUGACAACGGGCUCAGUGGCGCCUCCACUCGUGGGGCUCGUGCUGCUGUGUCUCCGGGUUUGGCUGUCGGAAAGCACAGGGGCAAGAGCCUCUGCGGAUGAUGACGUUCUGCUGCCAUACGCCCACGACCAUGGCCCCUCACACUCUCAUCGCCACGUUAGAGACUGCUUGUCCGUGGCUAACGGCAAGACCACGUAUGAAACAUGGCCGUCCAGUAGCCGCAGUGGACUCCCGGUGGCUGAAUCCACUGUCUUCGUAUCAGACUUGUCAGACAGCCCAGACAGGUCCCGCUGGGUCUAUGGUCACAUGACAGUGGUUCACGACCCUCUGAGGACGUUGUCGGUGUUGGAACCAGGUGGGGCAGGUGGCUGUGAGAAAAGCCACAGGGUGACGGUGGAGGAGACUGCCAAGGCUGCCGGGUGUCUGUACGCCCAGAACGCCGGCUUCUUCAACGUCACCUCCGAUGCAUGUUUGGGCAACGUGGUGAGCGAUGGCAGGAUGGUGAGGGACAGCGGCGGGGUGCAGAACGCUCAGUUCGGCAUCAGGAAGGACGGCAGCCUGGUGUUUGGGUACCUGGCACGGGAGGAUGUUUUGGACGAGUUCAACCCGUUUGUUCAGCUCGUCAGUGGGGUGGUAUGGCUGCUGAGGAACGGCGAGGUUUACAUCAACCAGAGCCUGAAGGCUGAGUGCGACAAGAUAACCGACCAGGAGGUGUUUCGUGAGUUUGUGGAAAUGCAGUCAGCGAGGACGGUGGUGGGUCAUGACGCCAGGGGCAACGUGGUCCUGUUUCAUGUGGACGGACGAAGCAAGGAAAGAGGGAUGAAUCUCUGGGAGGUGGCAGAGUUCCUGAAGAAGAACGAGGUGAUCAACGCCGUCAAUCUGGAUGGAGGCGGGUCCUCCAGCUUUGUGGUCAACGGCACGUUGGCCAGCUACACAGCUGACCAGUGUAAAUCAGACAGUAGGUGGCGUUGUGCUCGUCCCGUCUCCACCAUCCUGUGCGUCCAUGAGCGGCGCUGCGAGCCGUCAGACUGCAGCGGACACGGCGACUGCACCACCGGGAAAGGGGUUUGCAGGCUGAAGGAGACUGGCUGCAUCUGUGAUACUGGAUGGAGAGGAAAGAACUGCAGCAAAAAGUGCUCGCCAGGUUACUACGGCGACGGCUGCAAACACACCUGCGCGUGCUUUAACGGAGCUCUCUGUAACCACGUCAACGGACGCUGCACGUGUCCGCCUGGUUUCUACGGCAACUCCUGUGAAGAAGCGUGUCCUCCAGGUUUCUACGGUCUGUCCUGUGCUGAGGAGUGUCAGUGUGAAGACCAGUGUCCAUGUGACCCGGUGACAGGAAGCUGCGCUGCCGACAGAGGAUUCAACCAAGCCGGACGGUGUUUGGCUCAACUCAUGUUUACGAAACGGAAACAACAGGAAGGAGAUUGUAGAGAGAACCCUUAUCUUUCAGAACAGACGUGGCUGAUAAUCACCGGCGUGCUGGCCUCUCUGCUGCUGGGACGCCUGGUGGUUCACGCCGUGCGGGUGAGUCGGAAAUGGAUUCUCUCUGGUUAUUUCUACACUCACGUUCCACAGAGGGAAGUCAACGCAGAGGCGAUGCCUGUCAGCUUGUUUCAACUUCACUGACACCAGAAGAGGAUGUUACAGGGAUAUAAACUGAAACUGGAGUUUAUUCCUCAUGUUUGAAGACGUGAUUCUGUGUGUGAAACAAACAUUUCUAACAUUUCUGACUGCACCCAGCUGCACAGUAUAACUAUUUAAAUAAUAACUGUUCAUGUAAACACAGUAUGUUCAGCAUAUUAUCAUAAUUAUUUGAUGGUAAUUGUGUGUGUUUUCUUUAUAUUUAUACUGUGUAUAAAAUAAAAAGAAAU